AUGAGUGGCAUGGAGAGCCGUUUGGUGCAGAAGUUUGGCUGGAUCCCCGACAUGCCAGACCACCGCGACAAGCACUUGACCUUCUCCUCGGUUGAGGCACCGAGCUCGAUCAAGAAGAAGUCUGAUGGAGCGAAGGAGAUUGUGGACCUGCGCCCCGAAAACGGUGGCUUCCCGAUCUUCGACCAGGGGCAUCUUGGAAGCUGUACUGCAAACGCCCUGGCGGCCGCCUUUCACUUCACCCUCCACAAGAUGGAGGUGGAGAACGACAAGGACUUCGCCGACUUCACCCCAAGCCGCCUGUUCAUCUACUACAACGAGCGUCUCGUUGAGGGCAGCGUGAACCAGGAUGCCGGAGCGAUGAUCCGCGAUGGCAUCAAGACGAUGUCCAAGGUCGGCGUGUGCCCUGAGAGCGUCUGGAAGUACGACGACGGCCCCGACUUCUUCAAGCAGCAGCCGGAUUCCAGGUCCUACGAGAUCGCACAGAAGUGCAAGGUCAUCGGUUACGCCCGCGUCGCGCAGGACCUGAGCCAGAUGAAGAUGUGCAUCAAGAGCGGCUACCCCUUCGUCUUCGGCUUUGCCGUCCUGUCAAGCUUCCAGACAGCCGAGGUUGCUAGCACCGGCAGGAUGGUGAUGCCUCAGCCAACCGACCAGCAGCUUGGCGGCCACGCCGUGUGCGCCGUCGGCUACGAUGACUUCCAGCAGUGCUUCAUCGUCCGCAACUCCUGGGGAGAAGGGUGGGGUGACAAGGGAUACUUCUACAUGCCCUACGAGUACAUCUGCAACCCAGCUCUUGCCAUGGAUCUCUGGGCCAUCAACUGGGUCGAGGGCUUCAAGAAC
Molecule: messenger RNA, 837 nt
Organism: Symbiodinium necroappetens
Lineage: Eukaryota; Dinophyceae; Suessiales; Symbiodiniaceae
Source: the annotation of a GenBank genome assembly